Molecule: messenger RNA, 597 nt
Organism: Symbiodinium pilosum
Lineage: Eukaryota; Dinophyceae; Suessiales; Symbiodiniaceae
Source: the annotation of a GenBank genome assembly
GCAGACAGUCUCCUGCAGGCACACGUGGCCGAAACGGAUCCAGAUGGUCGUGGCAGCGGGAGCACGGCAAAAGCAUCUGGUUGUCAAAGCCAGAGUGAGGCCGAGAUUCCUGAUGGCGAGGGCGAGCUGGCCCAAGAUCCGCAAGCUUUGCAAGAGACGGAUGGUCAAGAGAAAGAACCCUGGAGACGAUUGUGCCUGAAAGAAAAUGUUCUUGUUCAGAACUACACAAAUUUACGUGAGCUCACGGAAGCCAUCCUGGGCGAAGCGCGUGACCCUGGCGUAUACACGUUCAAACAGCAGCAGCGUAAAGGCAGCCUGCAAUGUCUGGCAUGGUGCAAGCCUGCAGCUUGCUUGGACUGCAGCAGAGAAGUUAUGGCUUGCUAUAGUGGCAACAAUCUCGAGAUUCUUGCUCGGGGCAAGCGUGGCACGCUGCAGAAACCCACAGGAGGUGCUUUGUUUACGGUUGCUGAAGUGUUUGCCAUAGAGAAGCAUAUGCAGGAAGGUGGCCAGAUGACAGCUCCGCAGGUUCGGCAAGCUUUGAAGAAGGAGAAGUUGGCGCUGCGCUGUACCGCUCGCCAGCUGGCCAAUAUUAUGUGA